GCUGGUUUAAUUGAAGCAAAUGGAGAGCUCAAAGUAUUUGUUGAUCAGAAUCUCAGCCCAGCAAAAGGUGUAGUGUCACUGCUGGCUGUUCAUUCGUCAUCGGUUGGAAAGCAGCUCCUGCCAAAAACAUUUGGCCAGUCCAAUGUGAACAUUUCCCAACAAGUGGUUAUUGGCACACCACAGAGACAACCAAAUACCAUCUUGUUAGGAAGUCCCCAUACUCCAAGCACGCACUUUGUAUCACAAAACCAAGCCACAGACUCCUCUCCGUGGUCUGCGGGCAAGAGAAAUAAAAAAGGAGAGAAAAAUGGCAAGGGCUUACGUCACUUUUCAAUGAAAGUUUGUGAGAAAGUACAGAAGAAGGGCACAACCUCUUACAAUGAAGUGGCCGAUGAGUUGGUAGCAGAAUUUAGUUCAACUGAUAACCACAUAUCGCCAAAUGAAUCGGCUUAUGAUCAGAAGAAUAUAAGACGGCGUGUGUAUGAUGCCUUAAAUGUGCUUAUGGCAAUGAACAUUAUUUCUAAAGAAAAAAAAGAAAUAAAGUGGAUUGGUCUACCAACAAACUCUGCUCAGGAAUGUCAGAAUUUAGAGGUUGAACGACAAAGAAGACUUGAGCGAAUAAAGCAAAAACAGUCUCAGCUACAGGAACUUAUUCUACAGCAAAUUGCCUUCAAAAAUCUAGUUCAAAGAAAUCGUCAAACAGAGCAGCAAACAAAUAGAUCGCCUCCAUCCAAUUCAGUUAUACAUUUACCAUUUAUUAUUGUGAACACCAGCAAAAAGACUGUGAUUGAUUGUAGCAUUUCUAAUGACAAAUUUGAGUAUCUUUUUAAUUUUGACAACACUUUUGAAAUACAUGAUGAUAUAGAAGUACUAAAACGUAUGGGUAUGGCUUGUGGACUUGAGACUGGCAACUGUUCAGCAGAAGAUCUGAAGUUGGCGCGAAGCUUAGUGCCAAAGGCUUUGGAACCAUAUGUGACAGAAAUGGCUCAGGGAUCAAUCAGCAGUGUGUAUGUCUCCUCAACGUCAGGUGCAGUGUCAAAUGGACGCAGAUUUUCAGCCAGUGAUUUGACAACAGAUGGAAUGCAAGCAACCAGCUCCAAUGGAUCGCAGUACAGCAGCUCCAGGGUAGAAACACCUGUAUCUUACGUUGAGGAGGAAGAUGAUGAAGACGAGGAUGACUUUAAUGAAAAUGAUGAUGAUGACUAA
Staurois parvus is the source of this 1206-nucleotide messenger RNA. The record is from the annotation of a GenBank genome assembly. NCBI's taxonomy places the organism in Eukaryota, Metazoa, Chordata, Amphibia, Anura, Ranidae.